UGACAAUAUAGUUACAGAAUAACAUUACAUCUAAUCGGAGACGAAAGAGUGCUUGAUUUGAGAAAAUUUGUGAGGUUAUUUUUAUAUAGUGUCUUGAACUGUAAUCUCAAAUCAUUAAUUACAAAAUGAAGAGAUCGCGUUCUACUCGAGACAAAGAUAAUUAUGAACAUCAUAGACAUUCUAGAGAAGAUUAUAAUCGAGAUCGAAAUAGUGAACGUAACCGUGAUCGAAGUCGAGAUCGAGAUCGCAAUCGUGAUCGUUAUUAUUAUGAUGAUAGAAGUAAUAAAAAGGACCUUUCUUAUAAGAGACAUCAUGAUUUUGAUGAAUCUAGUAAAGAAAUACAAUCACAUGAUCGACACAAAUUAAAGAAAACAAGAGAUUAUGAAAAGGAAAAUAGAAAAAAAACAGAAGAAAGUAAAAUUACAAAUAAAGAAAUGGAAAAUAAAAAAGAAACAAAUGCUUCUGAUGCGAUUGAAAGACAAAAUAGAACUGUUGAAUUAUUAACAUCAAGAACAGGUGGUGCAUAUAUACCACCUGCAAAAUUACGUUUAAUGCAGGCAGAAAUAACUGAUAAAUCAGGAGCUGCAUAUCAACGUAUUGCAUGGGAAGCUCUUAAAAAAUCUAUACAUGGUUACAUUAAUAAAGUUAAUGUUAGUAAUAUUGGACUUAUAACUCGAGAACUUUUAAAAGAAAAUAUUGUUAGAGGUAGAGGAUUACUUGCUAGAUCUAUCAUACAAGCACAAGCAGCAUCACCUACAUUUACGUCUGUUUAUGCAGCUCUCACAGCAAUUAUUAAUUCUAAAUUUCCAAAUAUUGGAGAAUUAAUAUUGAAACGUCUUAUAAUACAAUUCAAACGUGGUUUUAGAAGAAAUGAUAAACCUCUUUGCAUAUCUUCUGGAACAUUUAUAGCACACUUGGUAAAUCAAAGAGUAGCUCAUGAAAUUGUAGCAUUAGAAAUUUUAACUUUGUUAGUGGAAACACCAACAGAUGAUUCUGUAGAAGUUGCAAUUGCAUUUUUAAAAGAAUGUGGAAUGAAAUUGACAGAAGUUUCAAGAAAGGGUAUUGAAGCUAUAUUUGAAAUGUUACGAAAUAUAUUACAUGAAGGACAAUUAGAUAAACGAGUUCAAUACAUGAUUGAAGUAAUGUUUCAAGUGCGAAAAGAUGGAUUUAAAGACCACGAAGCUGUUGCAGAAGAACUUGAUCUUGUGGAAGAAGAAAAUCAAUUUACUCAUUUAAUAACAUUAGAUGAAGCAACUGAUUCUCAAGAUAUAUUGAAUGUUUUUAAAUUUGAUGGAGAAUAUAUAAAUAAUGAAGAUAAAUACAAACAAUUGAGUAAAGAGAUAUUAGGUUCAGAUAUUAGUGAUUCAGAAAAUGAAGAAGAAGAUGAUGAAGAAGAAAGUUCUGAUGAAGAUAGUAGUACUGCUGCAACAGAAGGGAAAGAAGGUGUAAUUGUAGAUAACACUGAAACAAACUUAACAGCUUUAAGACGUACAAUAUAUUUAACUAUACAUUCCUCGCUUGAUUUCGAAGAAUGUGCACAUAAAUUAAUGAAAAUGCAAUUAAAACCUGGUCAGGAAACUGAACUUUGUCAUAUGUUCUUAGAUUGUUGUGCAGAAAUGAGAACAUAUGAAAAAUUUUUUGGAUUGUUAGCUGGCCGUUUUUGCGCAAUUAAUAAGAUAUAUGUUACACCAUUCGAGCAAAUUUUUCAAGAUUCAUAUCAUACAAUACAUAGAUUAGAUACAAAUAAAUUACGAAAUGUAUCAAAAUUUUUUGCUCAUUUAUUAUUUACUGAUUCUAUAUCGUGGGAAGUAUUAUCUUGUAUAAAAUUAACUGAAGAAGAUACAACAAGUUCUAACAGAAUAUUUAUUAAAAUUUUAUUUCAAGAACUUUCUGAAUACAUGGGAUUAUCUAAACUUAAUCAACGAGUGAAAGAUAUUACAUUACAACAUGCAUUCGAAGGAUUAUUUCCUAGAGAUGAUCCUAAAAACACUCGUUUUGCGAUAAAUUUUUUCACAUCUAUUGGUUUAGGUGGUCUUACUGAUGAUUUAAGAGAGCAUUUAAAAUCUCAUCCAAAACCUGUUAUAAUACCUACAUUAGAACAUAAAAGUGAAAGUGCUUCACAUUCUUCACCAGAUUCUUCUUCUUCUAGUUCAAGUAUAACAUCAUCUUCAUCCUCUUCAAGUAGUUCUGAUUCUGAUGAUUCUGAUGAGUCUUCAGAUGAGAAAUUAAAAAAAGAAAAGAAAAAGUUAAAUAAAGAACGAAAAAAGAAAAAAAUGAUAAAAGAAAAUAAAAAAAAAUAUAAGAAGAAAGAAAAAUCUAAAAAAGUAAAAAAACUCAAGUAGAAUUUAAGUGAACAAUAAUUGUUAUUAUCUUUCAUAGAUUCAGGUUAUUAUUUUGAACGACAUGCUAGAAAUCAGCAUGUAUUAUGUGGUAUUAUAUGGUUUUGAAAAAACAGUGUUAAUAUAAAAAAUAUAGAAACUAGAAAGAUUUGUAUAUAAAUAAAAAA
This is a messenger RNA of Apis mellifera (honey bee), 2506 nucleotides long. RefSeq names its product pre-mRNA-splicing factor CWC22 homolog (gene ncm). Gene Ontology annotation, molecular function: RNA binding; protein binding. Gene Ontology annotation, biological process: mRNA splicing, via spliceosome. The record is from RefSeq and is a predicted model, not a curated record. The coding region runs from base 126 to 2342 and encodes 738 amino acids. Lineage: Eukaryota; Metazoa; Arthropoda; Insecta; Hymenoptera; Apidae. The transcript is spliced from 2 exons. Gene Ontology annotation, cellular component: catalytic step 2 spliceosome.